AUGGCCUCGGUCUCGACCAGUCUCGUCAUGCCUACUUGGAUUGGCCCAUGUUCCUCUUUUCUCUCUCUCUUGUGUGUGUGUGUGUGUCCCUGUUUUACUCCUUGCGUGCCAUCCCGUUUGGGCAGUCCGCACCGCAGUAGGGAGGGAGCUACGCAAGCUGCUCGUAUGGCUGUAGAGAGCGAGUCAAAUGCGAUAUCUGAGGCAAUUAAAGGGCUGUUCGGGUUAGUGAGUGGGGAGAUGGCAACUGUGAAAGGGGAGCUGACAGCAGCAAAGGGGGAGAUGACAACAUUGAAGGGAGAGCUGGCCAUGGUUAGGGAGGAGGUGGGCCGACAGAAUGAGCGUGUGCUGAUGCUGGAGGAGAGGAAUGAGGUUCUGGAGAGUGAGGUGAAUGAGUUGAUGCGUGCACUGGGGGAGAAGAGUGCGGCGGCUGCUGCUGUGGUGGAGAUGAGGGGGGAAGAGGUGGCACUAGUGAAAGGGGAGUUGACUGCAGUGAAGGAGGAGAUGGCUGAGCAGAAGGCUACACACAUGGUGAAAGAGGCGAUGGAGAUGAGGAUGAGGGCGCUUGGCGUGCAGCUGGAAGAGACAAGGAGGGCGUUGGCAGCAACCAAGGGGGAAUUGGAGGAGGCUGAGAGUAGACGAGUGGCGGAGAUGAGGGGGCAGGUGGAGGAGAGGGAGAGGGAACUGGCAGCAGAGUUGGCUGCAGUGAAGGCAGAGCUGAUUGGAGUGAAGGGGGAGCUGGUUGACCACAAGGAUGAUAUGAGAGAGCAAUUUGAUGUGGCUGAGAGAAGAAGGGAAAUGGGAUUGAGGGAGUUGAGGGAGGAGGCUAGGAAGGCAGAGGAUGAAAUGAGAGCGGAGUUGGCAAGGGAGAGGGAGGAGAGGAGGAGGGAGGUGCAGGAAGUAGAGAGGAAAAGUGCAGCAGACUUGACGGAGAUGAGAGGGCAGGUGGAGGCAACUGCUGCUGCAAUGGAGGAGAGGGAGAGAGAGCUGGCUACACUGCAAAAGGAAGCUCUUGAGAUGGAUGUUGACCUGCAAAUCAGCCAGUGUGUCGGCCAUCAAAGGGCCGCGUGGGAGGUGAGUGCUGAGUGA
Closterium sp. NIES-65 is the source of this 1086-nucleotide messenger RNA. NCBI's taxonomy places the organism in Eukaryota, Viridiplantae, Streptophyta, Zygnematophyceae, Desmidiales, Closteriaceae. The record is from the annotation of a GenBank genome assembly.